AUGCCCGAAUCCACCUCCAGUCUGCAGAGCUGCCCCUUCUACCGUUGCACCUGGCGACAGAAAUGCCGCGGCCAUUCUCUACAGGCUCACAUAUGCCACAUGCAUAUGGAUGAGACGCCCCGUGGGGAACCCGCACACAACACCACCGAGCCCGACGCCGGCGUCAACAACACCGGAUCGAAACUCCGCCUCAAAAUCAACGCCAAGAAGGUUCACGUCAAUUUUCAGGGUUAG
This is a messenger RNA of Colletotrichum higginsianum IMI 349063, 234 nucleotides long. RefSeq lists its product as uncharacterized. The transcript has a single exon. The coding region runs from base 1 to 234 and encodes 77 amino acids. The record is from RefSeq and is a predicted model, not a curated record. NCBI's taxonomy places the organism in Eukaryota, Fungi, Ascomycota, Sordariomycetes, Glomerellales, Glomerellaceae.